This is a messenger RNA of Cyprinus carpio (common carp), 1613 nucleotides long. RefSeq names its product integrin alpha-L-like. The transcript has 11 exons. The record is from RefSeq and is a predicted model, not a curated record. Gene Ontology annotation, cellular component: external side of plasma membrane; integrin complex. NCBI's taxonomy places the organism in Eukaryota, Metazoa, Chordata, Actinopteri, Cypriniformes, Cyprinidae. Gene Ontology annotation, biological process: cell-matrix adhesion; cell-cell adhesion; integrin-mediated signaling pathway. Gene Ontology annotation, molecular function: integrin binding. The coding region runs from base 340 to 1287 and encodes 315 amino acids.
AGGUGGGAAAGGUUGAUUUAACUGAACUCACUCAGCUGGCAUCAGAACCAAAACGGAACAACACCUUCUACAUUAAAGACUACAGUGGACUUAAAGGACUUCUUGACAACCUGCAAAAAAAGAUCUACAACAUUGAAGGGUCAAAGGAUGCUCAAGGCAGAGACAGACAGAAAGAGUUAUCACAGAGUGGAUUCAGUGUCGUCUACCAUGAGGAGUCUGUGAUCGUGGGUUCGGUCGGAUCGAAUGACUGGCGUGGAGCUCUGUAUGAAGUGACGGGAUCAGGACCUGAAUUCAAUCAGACAGAGAUCAUCGAUCCCAGCUGUAAAUAAAGACUCGUACAUGGGUUACUCUACUGUGCUGGGAAUGAGACGCGGCGUCUCUCUUCUGUUCUCUGGGGCGCCGCGGGCCGAACACACGGGUCUGGUGACCCUCUUCACCAAGAACCAAAACACAUGGAACGUGACGAGCAACAUCAGCGGAGAACAAAUUGGCUCAUAUUUCGGAGCGUCUCUGAAUCUGUUGGAUGUGGACUCUGAUGGAGACUCAGAUUUCCUGCUGGUCGGAGCUCCAUUAUUUUACCAGUCUCAGCCGAGGACUGAAGGGAGGCUGUACGUCUACACUUUAUCAGAGCAGAAGUAUUUUCAGAGGACACUGAAUGUGAGUGAAUCAACCACAGGUAGAUUUGCUGUGUCUGUGGCUUCACUAAAGGACCUGAAUGGAGACGGUCUGUCAGAUGUGGCGGUCGGGGCACCGCUGGAGAAUGAAGGAGUCGUCUACAUCUACCUGGGUGACAGGACGCAUGGCAUAAACCCUGAACUCACUCCUCAGCGGAUCCCAGCGCGCUCAGUUCUGCCCGGUCUGCAGCAGUUUGGAGUGUCUCUGACCGGUCAGAUGGACAUGAAUGAUGAUAAUCUGACAGAUAUCGUGAUCGGAGCACAAGGAGGGAUCGUCCUGCUCAAGGCUCGGCCUGUGAUGUCUGUAUCUGCGCAGCUCAGUUUCAGUCCAAAGGAAAUCAGUCUGAACUACUUUGAAUGUCCGGGUAGCAACGGAUUUAAUGCAUUAAAUCUCACGUCAUGUUUCACGGUGACCGAGAGGGACCAGCAGCACAGGAUCUCUGGAGAAGAAGCUGAAUGUUUCUCUGAAUCUGAAUGUGGAUGUGGUACGAGGAAUGAGUCGAGGAUUCUUCGAUCCGAUGGAUUCGUCGUCCAGUUCUCUGCAGCAGUCCGUCCUGCUGGAUUCUGGCUUCUCCUGCUUCAACUUCUCCAUCUUCGUGCUGCGCUGUGUUGAAGACACAGUAUCUCCUCUGAAGAUACGAAUGAAUUUCUCACAAACUGAGAUGUUGUCUGGAAACUCUGUGGCUGUUCUUGACGUCCACAGCAGGACGGAGGAGUAUGUCGAGUUGGGUUUUUUUUUAUGAAAUCGCCCUGAUGAGUUUGUUCAAGAGGAUGAAAAUGUAACUGCGGCUGAAGACUCUCCUCUCAUGAACGUGAAUGCUAAAGGAAACGGAGUCGCUGAGAACGACAGCACAGAGAAAGAGAACGGAGCGAGAGAAACGAGCCCCAGUCCUGACCCUCCAAACACAGACCAAUAAAAUCUCACUUUAUUUCCACACA